CGGAUGGAAAGGAAAUGCCGUAAUUUGCUUUGUACCGUCGCGCAUACUGUCAGAAAUGUACGUUAGGUGUAAAACGGCAACAACGUGCAGUUUGAGAAAAAAAUCUUUAUAAGGAAGAAAUCUGGACUUUUUUGUUGCUGUGUUCACCAUACGACAUUCGGGGAAACCAUCGGCUCAGGAUGUUUAAAAAAUUUGAUGAAAAAGAAAAUGUUUCCAACUGCAUCCAGCUAAAAACCUCUGUUAUUAAAGGAAUAAAAAAUCAACUCUUGGAGCAGUUUAAAGAUAUUGAUGUAUGGCUCAAUCAGAUUAUGCCAAAGAAGGAUCCAGUCAAAAUAGUUCGAUGCCAUGAGCACAUUGAAAUUCUGACUGUAAAUGGUGAGCUGCUAUUCUUCAGACAACGAGAAGGUCCUUUCUACCCAACUCUUAGAUUACUGCAUAAAUAUCCAUUUAUUCUUCCACAUCAACAGGUAGAUAAAGGUGCAAUCAAGUUUGUUCUCAGCGGUGCAAACAUCAUGUGUCCUGGACUUACUUCCCCUGGAGCACGCUUAAACCCAGCGGGAGCUGAUCAAGUAGUUGCCAUAAUGGCAGAGGGCAAGCAACAUGCUUUAUGUGUUGGAGUUAUGAAGAUGUCUGCAGAGGAUAUUGAGAAAGUCAACAAAGGAAUUGGUAUUGAGAAUAUCCAUUAUCUAAACGAUGGACUUUGGCACAUGAAGACAUACAAGUGAAGUGUCAGCUUUUUUUGGUUUCUGCAAAGAAUUGUCUACGCAUGAUAUCAUUUUACUCACUGAUGUGAUAUUUGAUGUUACCAGCAUCUUCAUAAUGAAAUAAAAUCUAUUGUUCUACAUGUCUGCCCCCCAAAAUAAACCUUCUUUGAAGAUCCCAA
Messenger RNA from Polypterus senegalus (gray bichir), 883 nucleotides. It is a transcript of the gene mcts1, whose product is annotated as MCTS1 re-initiation and release factor. Bases 180 to 725 code for a protein of 181 amino acids. The transcript has 6 exons. Gene Ontology annotation, molecular function: RNA binding. The record is from RefSeq and is a predicted model, not a curated record. Gene Ontology annotation, biological process: formation of translation preinitiation complex. NCBI's taxonomy places the organism in Eukaryota, Metazoa, Chordata, Cladistia, Polypteriformes, Polypteridae.